AUGGCUUUUCUAUUAAUUUUCACAGCUCUAAUUGUUAUUGGUUUGAGUUAUUAUUUGGCUGUAUGGACAUACUGGAAAAGACGUGGAAUUCCUGGUCCUAUUGGAUUUCCAAUACUUGGAAAUGUUCUCGAAAUGAUUGAUCAUGAUGCACCACCAUUUUUACAAUUCCAAAAAUGGAGCCAGGUUAGUUUUUAUUACUUGUUUGAUUAUAUUUUUUGAAAAUGCUGAACCAUUUUUUCAUUUCAGAAAUAUGGAAGUUAUUUCGGAAUAACAGAAGGAUUAUCAAAAACACUUGUUAUAAGUGAUCCAGAAAUGGUCAACGAAGUGUUUGUCAAACAAUUUGAUAACUUUUAUGGAAGAAAACUUAAUGGAAUCCAAGGAGAUCCAAACAAAGACAAACGAGUUCAUCUAUUUGCCUCCGAAGGUCAUCGAUGGAAAAGACUUCGAAAUUUAUCAAGUCCCUCUUUUUCAAACAACAGUUUGAAGAAACUGAAGAGAACUGUGGAAGAUAGUGCUGUUGAAUUAUUGAAACACAUUGAGAACAAUACAGCUAAUGGAGAUUCAAUUGAUAUGCUAUUAUAUUACCAAGAAUUCACGAUGGAUGUGAUUGGUAGAAUUGCAAUGGGACAAAACGAAUCUAAAAUGUUCAACGAUAAUAUACUUCUAGAACCAGUUAAAUCGAUUUUCGGAAGUGGAAGACGAUGGCUCAUGAUUCUUGGACAAGUUCUACCAAAACCUGCUGCCUAUAUAAUGCGAAAAAUUAUUUUCUCACUUCCUAAAAGUAUUCCUGCUGUUCAACUUCAUAGAAUAAUCGAAGAAGCAUUGGAGAAAAGAAUUGCUCAACGAAAAAAUGAUCAAGAAAAUGGUGUAGAACCUGGUGAACCUGAAGAUUUUAUUGAUCUUUUCCUAAAUGCCGAAUCAGAAAUCGAUAUUGUUUCUGAGAAUGGCAAAGAUGACUUUUUGACAAAAAACAGUGGAAAAGUGAGCAAAAAUCUGACUAUCGAUGAAAUUGUUGGACAAUGUUUUGUGUUUUUGUUAGCUGGCUUUGACACAACAGCUCUGUCCCUUUCAUAUUCAAGUUAUUUAUUGGCAAGACAUCCAGAAGUUAUGCGAAAAGUUCAAAAAGAAAUUGAAGAAGUAUGUCCUGAUCCAGAAAUUACAUUUGAUCAAUUAAGUAAGCUCAAAUAUUUGGAUUCUGUUAUCAAAGAAACUUUGAGAAUUUAUCCAUUAGGAGCAGUGUAAGUGUCAUUAUUAUUUCGAAAUUAUGUACACAAAACGUUUCAUUUCAGAGCAAAUAUGCGUCGUUGCAUGAAAACAUCCAAAGUCGGUGAUUUGAUAAUCGAAAAAGGAACAAAUGUUUAUGCAGAUACUUGGUCUCUUCAUUACAACAAAACACUUUGGGGAGAAGAUGCUGCUGAAUUCCGCCCAGAAAGAUGGGAGGAAGAAGGAAUCACAGAUUUCAAAUUGGGAUAUAUGCCUUUCGGUUCAGGACCACGACAGUGUAUUGGAAUGAGAUUGGCCUACAUGGAAGAGAAACUUUUGCUCUCACAAAUCUUACGGAAAUAUGAUUUCGUGACUUGUGAGAAAACUGCGAUUCCUUUGAAAUUGGUUGGUAGGGCGACUACUGGACCCGAAGAAGUUUAUUUGAAUUUAAAGCCGAGAUAUACAUAG
Molecule: messenger RNA, 1671 nt
Organism: Caenorhabditis angaria
Lineage: Eukaryota; Metazoa; Nematoda; Chromadorea; Rhabditida; Rhabditidae
Source: the annotation of a GenBank genome assembly